AUGACAGCUGUGGGAAGACCCCCAUUCCUGGUGCAGGUUGAAGAAACUCCUAACAAUGGCUCCUCUUGGUGGUGUCCAUCCAGGAAGGCAGCAAGUGCUUGGGGGGCAGAUGUCCUGCUCCGGAGGGAGACUUUCCCUGAGACCGGCUCGGAAGCCUUUCUGGCCCCUGUCUUCUUGUGGGAAGGGGUUCCCGAGGCCUCCGUGUCCAGCCGGGCCAGGCGGUGUUGUAAACAAAAAAUGCCCUUUUCCCUUAUGGGGUAUCCAAGAGCCCAUGUAGAGUCCUUACAUUAGGUUCCCUAUUGGUAGGAGAAAAUAACAGAGGCCAACCAGAGAAUAUUGAGAAGCAAAGCAGCUAGUAAGCCUGAUCUUUAUUGAUCUGUUGCAACAGGGUGCUCCCCUCACACGCAGGAGAGAGGAGGAACCCAGAACAAUGGCGUGCAAGGCCUUAUAAAGACUUUUGAAAUUGCCACCCUGUAGAUCAAGACCACCCCCAGAAGCAUCACACCUACAUCACAGAAAAGGCGGUCUGAAACAGAAAUUUGAAUGUUGUUUUUCUCUUGUCCUUGUUUAUCUCCUGUCUGGCAGGUUAUUUGAUUGGAUUGCUUGGCCAGUCUUUUGUAAUGAUAAAUACUUAGUUCCUGGGCCAGGUCACAGGCUCACACCCUAUUUGUAUUUUAAAUGUGCCCUUAAGACAGGAUUUAUGAGGAAAGAGACAAUGGGGAGGUUUCCCACUUUGACCUUGCAGAGAAAACAUUUGCUCAGCUUAGGAAUCAAAAUGGUUCCAGGUCAGUCUUCCUGUGCUGAUCUAUGUACGUGCUUGGUUGGUAGACUUGUGAACAUUGUUGUUGUUGUUGUUUAGUUGUUUAGUCGUGUCCGCCUCUUCGUGACCCCAUGGAACAGAGCACUCCAGGCACUCCUGUCUUCCACUGCCUCCCACAGUUUGGUCAGACUCAUGUUUGUAGCUUUGAGAACACUAUCCAACCAUCUCGUCCUCUGUCGUCCCCUUCUCCUUGUGCCCUCCAUCUUUCCCAACAUCAGGGUCUUUUCCAAGGAGUCGAGUCUUCUCAUGAGAUGGCCAAAGUAUUGGAGCCUCAGCUUCACGAUCUGUCCUUCCAGUGAGCACUCAGGGCUGAUUUCCUUCAGAAUGGAGAGGUUGGAUCUUCUUGCAGUCCAUGGGACUCUCCAGAGUCUCCUCCAGCACCAUAAUUCAAAAGCAUAAAUUCUUCGGCGAUCAGCCUUCUUUAUGGUCCAGCUCUCACUUCCAUACAUCACUACUGGGAAAACCAUGGCUUUAACUAUACGGACCUUUGUUGGCAAGGUGAUGUCUCUGCUUUUUAAGAUGCUGUCUAGGUUUGCCAUCGCCUUUCUCCCAAGGAGCAGGCGUCUUUUAAUUUCGUGACUGCUGUCACCAUUUGCAGUGAUCAUGGAGCCCCAGAAAGUCAAAUCUCUCACUGCCUCCAUUUCUUCCCCUUCUAUUUGCCAGGAGGUGAUGGGACCAGUGGCAAUGAUCUUCGUUUUUUUGAUGCUGAGCUUCAGACCAUAUUUUGCGCUCUUCUUUUUCACCCUCAUUAAAAGGUUCUUUAAUUCCUCCUCACUUUCUGCCAUCAAGGUUGUGUCAUCUGCAUAUCUGAGGUUGUUGAUAUUUCUUCCGGCGAUCUUAAUUCCCGCUUGGGAUUCAUCCAGCCCAGCCUUUUGCAUGAUGAAUUCUGCAUAUAAGUUAAAUAAGCAGGGAGACAAUAUACAGCCUUGUCGUACUCCUUUCCCAAUUUUGAACCAAUCAGUUGUUCCAUAUCCAGUUCUGACUGUAGCUUCUUGUCCCACAUAGAGAUUUCUCAGGAGACAGAUGAGGUGAUCAGGCACUCCCAUUUCUUUAAGAACUUGCCAUAGUUUGCUGUGGUCGACACAGUCAAAGGCUUUUGCAUAGUCAAUGAAGCAGAAGUAGAUGUCUUUCUGGAACUCCCUAGCUUUCUCCAUAAUCCAGCGCAUGUUUGCAAUUUGGUCUCUGGUUCCUCUGCCUCUUCUAAAUCCAGCUUGCACUUCUGGGAGUUCUCGGUCCACAUACUGCUUAAGCCUGCCUUGUAGAAUUUAAAGCAUAACCUUGCUAGCGUGUGAAAUGAGUGCAAUUGUGCGGUAGUUGGAGCAUUCUUUGGCACUGCCCUUCUUUGGGAUUGGGAUGUAGACUGAUCUUCUCCAAUCCUCUGGCCACUGCUGAGUUUUCCAAACUUGCUGGCAUAUUGAGUGUAGCACCUUAACAGCAUCAUCUUUUGAAAUUUUAAAUAGUUCAGCUGGAAUACCCUCACUUCCCCUGGCCUUGUUCUUAGCAGUGCUUUCUAAGGCCCAUUGGACUUCACUCUCCAGGAUGUCUGGCUCCAGGUCAGCAACCCCCCUGGCUGGGGUGUACGAGACAUCCAGACGACUCAGCAACAACAAGGACCUCCAGACCUCCAAAUUCCUCUCCCAGCGGCGAGCAGCCAGCGGAGGAUCCCUGCUCCCUGGCCGGCCUCGGGCUCGGGCUCGGGGUCUCCCGGGGCAGGACUCCAAGUCCCGUCGUGCACCGCGGCGGGGGCGGGGCCUGCGCGGCCAAGGAGCGUGACUGCGACCUCGCCGGGAAGCCGAGACGGGAGACGCCGCCGCCGCCGCCGCCGCCGCCGCCCGGGCCCGGAGGGGGCUGGCCGAUCCCUCCCCAGGUGGGUCCCCUCCGCCCUCCGCCCCCCGGGAUGGCGCAAGAGGGGCGCCCCUCCCCACCCAGCCCGGGGGCGGCAGGCGGGGCCGGUCGGAGGCUGACCCCCCGCCCCCGACCCCUCCCCUCCCUCCCCCGGGGGUGUCGCGGGCGGGGGCGGCCUCGGAACAAAGGCGGCCCCGAUCCCGGCAGGGUCGCCGCCGACGGAGAGCCGGGCGGGGGGGGCGCAGGAGGAGGGCAGCAGCCCCCCCCCAUGCCAUGCCAUGCCCCCACCCCAAGGGCGCCGGGCGCAGCGAGCCCGGGACAGCCGCCGCCGGGGGGAGGAGGAGGGGGCGGGUCCGCGACUGCCGGGCGGCCCCCCCCCCCCCCGUUUCACCCUCCGGGCGGCUGGUCACCUGCCUGCUGCUGCUGCUGCUCCUGCAUGCCAGGCUGAAGAAGCGGAGCUCAUCUCUUGCACAGCCUCCUGAGAGUGCGGGGGGAGGGAGAUGUGGCCGAGCCCCCCCCUCCCCCCCCAAUCUGUCCGGGCUUCUCUUCCUGCCCUGCAGACACUUCCAAAUCUAUCUCAGGCCAGUGGUGGAUCUCAGCCUGCAAGUGGAUUUUGACAUUCUUCCAGGCAGGCGGGUCAAGGGCACAAGGGGCGGGCAGAGUUCGCACCCAGGUCCCGAGGAAUCCCUUGCAUGUGCGUGGAGAGCGCGGCCAGGAGAUGGGGUGCAGGACUUAAUUGAUUUGGAAUAAAAAGGCGUGAGAGAGAGUAGAACAACAUAGCUGAGGCCUUCGCGUGGCAAGCGGGUCCGUUUUGCCCACAUGAAAAUAAUAAAUACUUCUGCCUGCCUGCAGGGCCACAUUUGACACAUUACAUGGGACAAAUCUGAGUUUGCAACUGGAAGAUGCUUUCAGUCCGGAUGCUUGCAUUUUCAGGUUCACACCAAAGACUUCAGUUUGCAAAGAGCCCCUUAAAAGUAGAGGAGAGGGUUGUGACCUGGGGGUGUCCCCCGUGUCAGAGGCCCUUUUGCUGGCCCAUCCACCCCUCGCAAGUCAGCCCCCCCCCCGGCCUUUGCCAGCAGCGGUGACCUUGAAAGAUGCGAGUUCAAGUGCCAUUUUGAGGGCACCCCCGAGAUCAUGUCUCCUGGGAGCUGGAUUGUUUGUGCCUGUUAAAUCUGUAUUGUUGCAUUUAUAAGAAGAGGUUGUUGGCUCUUUUGAAAUCCGUCUGGAAUAGAAGGGCAUGCUUUUUGUGUGCAUUUUCCCUUUGUCUUCUAUCAGGAUGCCGCUUGACCUUUUGGAGCAGGAGUAAGUUGGGAGAGGAAGAAAGGGGUGGGGGAGAGGAUAAACCUCACAUGAAGGAGUGGGUGGCUUAGGGUGGCCGCUGCUCAGUUUCUUUAUUCGUUUUAUUUAUUUCAUAAAAUUUAUACAGCGCUUCAUUGUUAAAAGGGGAAAAAACCCUUUCAAAGUGUUUUACAAAAAGAUAAAACAAAAUUAUCCAUAAGGAAAAAUAACAACAACAAUGGAAAACUAUCAAAAAGUUAAAAUGGCAAUAAUUGGAAACAGAUUCAAGCUCGCAUCACCUUCCUAAGCAUCUAGGUAGGCUUGUCUAAACAAUGAUGUUUUAAGCAGGCACCUGCCUGGCGUCAAGAGGCAGGGAGUUCCACAGGGUGGGUGCUGCCACACUACAAGAUUGAAUUCUUACAAACGCAGAGCAGGGAUUACGUGGCCCCAGUGCCCAUUCCAGUUCAGUUGAUCAGAGCAGGAUGUCUUUUGCAGCCCAGUUACAAAUGUGGGGUGCUGAUCGCUGUGCCUGCUUGGGGUUCCUGCCUCGUAGGGGGUUGGACUGGAUGACCCUGGGACCCUGCUGACUCCGCAGUGCUGUGAUUCUAUCUUGCAGGUGCCUCAAGGACACUCAGGCCUGUUUUCCCGCGGGAGGUGCAAGAGGAUGGCAGAAGGGGUCCAGAUGCAGAGGGAGGUGAUGCUGGAAAAUCGCAAGCCAGUGGCCCCACUGGGUGAGGACCACCCCCUCUUUCCUCUCUUGAUCAAAGAUGGCUUUUUGGGGGGAGAGAGCUGGGGGUGUCUGCUGCGUGAGGAGCUCAGGGUCCGAGGCCCCCCAUCUGCACAGACACACAGACUAGCAAAGUGUCAGUAAAGUUUUGCUGACAGGCAGUCUGGCCACUAAAAUGGGUCCAGGAAGAGCAGGGAGUGGAUCAGAAAGGGAGGAUAAAUUGGAUGCCCAUUUGAAUAAAUCUCUCCUUAGUGGGGAAGUUGAGGUGUGGCGGUUGCAGGGCGGGGGGGACACGAAUGGGAAGGAGGAGGAAUGGCCUCUUUGGCAGUCCCUCUUUAUCCAACUCUAAGAUUGCCACACACAUCCCAACCCCCACACUAUAUUUAAAAUCAAAAGAAUAUUGUAUUUAAUUUAUAGUGAAAGGGGGGCGUGGUAUGUGUGAUUGUAACCAAAAAAGGAGGAACCAAAUAAACCACCUGUGACUUGUUUUCACAGACCCAUCUUGGCUCUUCUGAUAUACACUUCCCUUAGUUUUAAGGGGGAUUUUACUAUUUCUACAGAUUUCCAAGGGUGGGGAGUUGCAAUGUCAUCCCCCCCCUUCUUGAGUUGGACAAAGUCCUUCAAUGUGGGCGAUUUAUUUAUAAAAUUUAUAAAAUAAAUACACUGCUUGAUUGUUAAAAAAAUAAAACAAAUUCAAAGCAGUUUACAAGAAAGGGAAAAAAAUAAAAUUAUCAGUAGGAAAAAAUAACAAUAAUUGAAGACGUUCUAAAAGCUGGAUGGUGGGGUCUGAACUUGGGCUGAGUGCAGACCAGGGUUGGCUACCAUUUGGGGCCCGUCAGCCCCGUCCACAAAAUGCUCAACCCGAGUUUAGUGGCUCCCUUCACACACACACACGGUGUGUCAGGGUGUCCACCUUGUUGGCCUGAGUUUGGGGGAAGGUGUGCAGGAGGCACAAGCCCCCCCCUUCACCUUACGCAAAGGUACGCUUGCAAUGUGCUUCUUUUGUACUCUUGGGUCGUCUUUAUGAGGCACAGGGCCUGUCUCUCGUUGGCGGGGGGCGACCAGUUGCCGACAUGUGUCACUCAAUACUUAGAUUUGUGGGUUUCUUUAUUUGGUGGCUUUUGUGCGCCCCUUUAUUUGAGUGCUGACUGACUGAGCCUUCCAGCUCUGCUACUUAGCUUUUAAAUUCUGACUAUCUUUAGGUUUGAAACGUGAGCCGUUUUGUGCAGUCCAGGUGUCUUAGGAUACCUCGGUGGGAAAAUAUGCAUUCGGAGUCACAAGGGAGCAGCUGCCUUGGAGAGACUUUGGUGCUCUGGAGGUGGAGCAAGAAAGGAGGGUUCCCCUUCUCCCCUUCUCCCCUUCUUCCUCCCUCUGUCCUGCAUUGGAGGGUCGUCGUCGUCUUCUUUUAGCCCCUCUAAACCCGGUUGCUAAAGAGAAAUGAAAGACCUUGGCCUCUCCUUUUGGCACUGCCUUUGGGCCUGGAAGGAGUCAAAUCCAUGUUUUGGUUCCGCAGGGUGAAUGUGGAUUGAAUCUGCUUUGCGGACGUGCCCCAGAUCUUCCGCCAGGUGCCCAAGGGAGGCCGGACUCUGCACGGAUUCGGCUGCCAGGCCUGACAAGGGACUGAAGCCAGUCUAGCGCUGGGCUCCCGCCGUGGUCCAGGCCAGGACCCAGGCCGGUUGCCAUGGAGACGGCCUUCUCUUCCUUGCGGAGGGAAUGGAGGGGGCCCGGCUUCCUCCCUCACCCUGGAAAGGCAGGACGUUCUUUGCCCCCUCCUGGGAGCUUGGCCUGACUGCUCGUUCGUGGCCCCUUGGGAGACGCCAUGGCCCAAAGCAAGGAAGUCUCGUGGGGCAGGAGGCCCGACUGCGCUCCUGCUUCCACAUGGAAGGAGCCUGGGCAGCUCGGGGCUUUUGCGUCCUGUUUUCAGGCCAGGAGGCUGGGCUUGAAUGUCUGCUGAGGACAGCCUGGCCUCCGUGGGCGUCCUAAGGACAGAGGAAAGCAUCACACGCCAUGUCAGGUGUUUGGUCCCCCUUCCCUAUGAAGGAAGGUCGCAGCAUUUGGGACUUUUCCGUUUAGAGAAUAGGAGACAGAGAGGCAACAUGAUAGCGGUUUAUAAAAUGAUGUGUGUCCUGGGGAAAGUGGAGAGAGGAAAGUUUUUCUGUCUCUCGUCACAUAAGUAAUCGUGGACAUCCAAGUGGAACAUUGGGAGAUCCAGGACAGAUGAAGAAAGUCCUUUACGCUGCCCAGUGAAUCUGUGGAACUCUCCGCCUCAGGAGGCAGGGAUGGCCACCAACCUGGAUGGCUUUAGAAGAGCACUGGACCAAUCCACAGAGGACAGGGCCCUCAAUGGCCACUAGCCAUGAUGGCUCUUCUUUGCCUGCAUGGUCAGGCACAUUGGAAAACCCGCAAAUAAACGGCUUGGCACUUUGGGGACGUUUGCCUGGCGUGGCUGGAGGCAGAGAUUUCUGGUGACUCACUGCCUGGUGACUGAUGCUGGCAGGUUCACACAUUCUGGUGGUUGCUCAAGGAUGUGGGGUGAAUAAGGGCAGGUGUGACCUUGCUCCCCAGGUGGGAAAGCUAUAAGGGAGAGGAAGAGGCAGGUGGACAGGCGUAUGGAAGCAGAGCUCUGCGGUCUGCUAGGGGUGAAAGGGGCAGCUAGCCCCUCAGAACGGAAAGGGGUGAGUGGGUCGGCCGGUGGGGGGUGGGCACGGUGGAUGGUGUAGGGAGAGGGGAUGUGUGUGGGAAAGAGGGUGGGAAGGGAAGGGGCCGGGGUGGGGCUUCACCUGCCCUGGGCAUCUCUGGACAUCAUCCAGCCCCCCGUCCCGUCCAGUGGGAUGCAUAAUCCUUGUGUGGCCCCACAGCCAAAGUCUGGCAUUUCCCUUUGUGGAGUGCUUCUCUGUCAGCCAGUCAGAGCUGUUUGGCAGUGGGACGGACUCCCUCCUUCCUUGGAGGUUCCCCCAACAGGGAUUCUUAAGCUGAGAUUCCUGCAUCACAGGGGGUUGGACUACAUGACCCUCAGGGUCCCUUCCAACUCUACAGUUCUAUGAAAAAGCAGCCCAGGGCCCCAUGCAAGAGGAGCAGAGCAGAAGAACUGGCAGAAGCAGUUGCCACACACCCCAGACACAGCCUCUUCCGCCCGCAGCAGGAGCAGCCUCUCCCAAGCUGAACUCUGCAAAGGGAACCAAAGGGAAUCCCCCCUCCCCCGAGCGAUGGCUUCUCCUUGCUCCUGGGACCCCGGCAGCCCCCCUUCAUCCUUGGAGGAAAGGCCUGUCUGUCAAGAGCAAACCGGGGCAGGUUGGCUUCCACCUUAGGGGCGGGCGCUUCCUCCAGGCAGUCUCUUUCAGUGCUGCAGCCGAGCUUUGUGACAUUAAACGUCCAGCAUGGAAGUCAUCCUGGGGAAUUUGCAGGCUGGGGAAGAGGCCCUUCCCUGCUUCUGGCUGAUGCGCGGCCCUCGCUAUGUGUGCAUGAACAUGCUCAUCAGGCACCUGGGCAUGCACGCAAAGUGAUGCAUCCCAUCAGGAUUUGGAAUUGCUGUGAAACCCGCCCCCCCCCUUCUAGAGCUUCCUUCCAGAUGCCCUGGAAUCCCUUGCAGGAGGAGGACUGAAAACGCCCCCUGACUUUCUUGCAGGAUUUACCUGCAUUGAGAAAUGCCUUGUGGUGGGUUGCAUAAAGAGAGAGGUGCAGAAGCCGCGCCCCGAGAAAGAGGGCCGACUGCGAGUGUGUUCCCACCUUCUGAGUGGCUUCCGCUGGCGCUGCCAAAGGAGCGCGUGAGUCCCUGGGGAUGGAGCCUCUGAGCCCCUCCUCGCUUGGGGCACUUGCCUGAAGGCACCCGGGUGACUCCUCCAGAGGCUUCACGUGUCCCAGGGAAGGAGUGCCGCUGCUUUGACUCCAGAAGGAGCUUCACCUCCAGCCAAAGCAGAGAAAAGUGCGCAGCCCACAAGGGAUUCCUGCACUGCAAGGGGCCGGGCUAGAUGGCCCUUGGGGUCCCUUCCAAGUCUAUGAUUCUGCGAAGCCCAAAAGGUAUGUAAGGUGCUGGCGUAGCAAAGGCCUGGCCUGCAGCAGCAACAUUUGCCCCACGUACAGUCAGCCUCUGGAGUGGAGUCCCUAAGACAGUUGGGUGGCGCCUGGCAUGCCUUCUUCCAGCAACUCCUGCAGCCCAGCUGGUGCCCCACAUCUUGCUCUGCUUUCUUUUGGACCCCAUCAGCCAGGCCGACUCCGGGGUUUGGGCAGCCCAGGACUUCCAUGCGCAGUGCCCCAGGGAGGUCACUACAGUGCUGCUUGCUUGACUUCUUAUAGGACUCCAUUCUGUCUCGAGACAGACAGAUGCCCACAGCAACACAUUAUCAUUCAGAUUUAUUAAAUUUAUAUGCUACGCUUCCCCUUAAGAUUACAGGGCAGCUCACAGCAUAAGUUAAAUGUCCAGCCUCCCCUUCUCACAGGCGCCAGCCACAUGUCUCAGUGGGAAGAAGCCCACAGAAGGGCAGGAAGGUCACAGCAGCAGCAGCCGUGUGAGGUCCCUACAGACUGGAGGCAGCAAAACGUUGUCCCCAUCUUCAGAAACGGGGGAAAGGAAGACCCAGGUAACUACCGACUGGUGAGCUUGACAUCAAUACCAGGGAAGGUCCUAGAAUAGAUAAUUCAACACUCGGCCUGUGAGCAUUUAGAAAAGGAUGCUGUGAUUACUAAGACCCAGCUUGGGUUUCUCAUAAAUAAGUCAUGCCAGACCAAUCUGAUUUCUUUUUUUCUUUUGAUGGAAUUACAGACUUCGUGGAUCAGGGGAAUUCUGUGGACAGAGUGUAUCUUUAUUUCAGUGAGGCUUUGGACAAAGUCCCCCAUGAUAUUCUUGCGAGGGAACUGGUAAAAUGUGGGUUGAACAAGGUAACUGUUAGGUGGAUUUGUAGCAGGUUGACUGAUUGAACCCAAAGAGGACUCAUGAAUGGUUCCUUGUCAUCCUGGGGAAAAGUGACAAGUGGGGUGCCACAGGGUUCUGUCCUGGGCAAGUUGUUGUUUAACAUUUUUCUAAAUGACUUGGAUGAAGGAAUUGAGGGGAUGCUCAACAAAUUUGCAGAUGACACCAAACUGGUAGGAGUAGGUAAUGCUGCAGAAGACAGAAUCAGAAUUCAAAAUGACCUUAACAGAUUGGAGAAAUGAAUUUCAAUAGGGACAAAUGCAAGGUUCUGUACUUAGGCAUGAAGAACCAGAUGCACAUAUAUAGGAUGGGGGACACCUGGCUUACUAGCAGUACACGUGAAAAGGAUCUAGGGGUCUUGGUGGACCACAAGCUUGACAUGAGUCCACAGUGUGAUCAGCAGCAAAAAAAGCUAACACUAUUCUAGGCUGCAUCAACAGAAGUCUAGUGUCCAGAUCAAGGGAAGUCAUAGUCCCGCUCUCUUCUGCCUUGGUCAGACCACACCUGGAAUACUGUGUCCAGUUCUGGGCAUCACAGUUUAAGAAGGAUGUUGACCAGCUGGGAAGUGGGCAGAAGAGGGUGACCAAGAUGAUCAGGGGUCUGAAAACUAAGCCUGAUGAGGAACAGUUGAAGGAGUUGGGUAUGUUAAGCCUGGAAAAGAGGAGACUGAGAGGAGAUAUGAGAGCCAUCUUUAAAUAUCUUAAGGGCUGUAACAGGGAAGAGGGAGCCUGCUUGUUUUCUCCUGCUCUGGAGGGCAGGACUCAAACCAAUGGCUUCAAGUUACAAGAAAGGAGAUGCCAACUAAACCUUCAGAAAAAAAUUCUGACAGUAAGAGCUGUUUGGCAGUGGAACUGACUCCCACGAGAGGCGGUGGACCUCUUCCUUGAGGUGUUUCAGCAGAGGUUGGCUAGCCAUCCUCCCUGGAUGCUUUAGCGGAGAUUCCUGCAUUUCAGGGGGUUGGACUAGAUGACCCUUGGGUCCCUUCCUAGUCUAAGAUUCUAUGAUUCUUCCCCCUGCCCAACUCCCAAUGAUUCUCACCAACUGGCCUCUGACAGCAGAGGUUGAACUGUAGUCCUCGUGCCUAGCCUUGUCGCCAUGAAUUUGUCCAGUCCUCUUUCAAUCCUGUCUACUUUGGUAGCCAUCAGUACUUCUGGUGGCAGUGAGUUCCACUGUGUGAAGAAUUGCCCUCUUUGAUCUGUCCUGAAUCUUCCAAUGUUCAGUUUUGCUGGAAGGCCCCAUCGGGCCCUAGGAUUUAAAGAGUGGGGCGAGAGAGACUUCUGCCUGCCUUCGGUAAUCUUUCACCCUCCCCUGCAGCAUAAAUCUGCCUCCCUUUUGCUUCCCGUUGGCCAGCUAUUCUUGAUCAGGCGCCAGCGUGGGCCUAGUGAUUAGAAUGCCAGGCCAGGACCUGGGAGAGACCUGGGUUCGAAUCCCCGCUUGGCCGCGAAGCUCCCUGGGGGUUCCUUUAGAAACCAGUCAUUGCCUCUCAGCCCAGCCUGCCUUGCAGGGUUGCUGUGGGGAUCAAGUGGGAGGAAGGAGAACUCUGCACGUGGCCUUGAGCUCCUUGGAGACACAGGUAGGAUAUAAGUGCAAGGAAUCAAUGGGGACAGCUGCUCCUGGCCUUCUCUUUCGGAAAGGGAAUGCAAGCACUGCCAACUUGGGACCCGCCUGGGUGUGAGUCAGGCUCCCAGAGGCCAAGUAACGCCUUUGGGAGCCAAGUCGGAAGGGGUUUUACCUGCUGCGCCCUGGCACCGGGCUUCCUCCAGGCGCGUUUGAGGAGCAGAGGUUGCCAGGCCAGACACCUUUGGGAUAAAGCAGCCCAGAACAAGCGGAAGUUUGUUGGGGGGGGGCUGCCUCCUCUUCCUCCUCCUCCUCCUCCUCCUCCUCCUCCUCCUCCUCCUCCUCCACCUCACAGGGGCUUUUGCUGCCCAGGUGAGAGCUACUGAAGUUGGCGCUUAGGGGGCAGAUGUGCUGGGACAGUCUGUGGGUCUGGAUAGUGGUUGUUGGGGAGGCAGAGGGCCAAGUCCAAGCCCUGGCACUGCCAGGAGCCAGGCAGUCACUUCUCCACCCCAUUUUUACGCAGCAACUGCACAAUCCUCCUUGGCAUGGUGCCCAGCUAAACUGUGGAACUCCCUCCUUCAGGACCCGGUGAGGACCACUGACCUGGUGGCUUAAAAGCGGGUUAAGCAAAUCCCUGGAGGAGAAGAGGGCUCUGGGUGACUCCUCCCCAGGAUGGCUCUGCUCUGCCUCCCAGCCGGGGCAGCAAUGGCUUCUGAAUCCCAGGAGGGGAGAGUGGGUCUUGAGCUGCUCAGGUCCUUCUUGUGGGUUUCCCAUCUGGUUGGCCCCGAGGGAAGAGGAGGCUGGACCAGACGUGCCUCUGGCCUCAUCCAGCACGCUUCCCUUACCUUCUCAUGGAACUCCAGGGCCAGAGGCAGGGAGGGAUAUUUGGCCUCGCAACUUGAUGGUCCCCUUUUGGGGGCUCUUUGGGGGUUCUUGGGCUCCCCCCGCCUCAUGAGGAUGACUUUGCAGGACGUGUGGGAAGGAGCUGAGCCUCUCCUGAUCUCUGGAGGCAUCAGCGGAGGAGGAGUCGCAUCUCAGGUUCAAACUCAGGCUGUGGAGCAGAGAGGGGAAGGAGACUCAGCCCUGAGUCAGGAGUGAGUCAGGAGAGCCCGACACCCCAGUAGGACAGAAGACACACACACACACACACACACACACACACACACCACACACACACCCUUGCAGCACUGCGCUUACUGCAGCCCUCGAAGGGGAGGCUGUUGGCUUCCUUGCGGUGCAAUCUGGUGACAGUCACAUGGCUUUUAUAACGAAGCGCGGGGGGGGGUUGCAGGCGGCUCAGAUGCCCCUUUGUCCAUCUCUGGCAUCAGGACAAGCGCUCUGGGCCUGGGCUGGCAGUCUGGGAGAGGUGAGGGGGUGGGGGUGCUCUUUGAGGGGCAUCUCCGGUUGCCCUGCUUGGACUGCUGGGGGGGGGGGGGCUCUUGGGUGCCAAUGUCACUGCAGGCGCUCAUUUCCUCAGGGGCCCAGAGUCAUAGGCUUGUAGAGCUGCAAGGGACCCUGAGGGUCAUCCAGUCCAGCCCCCUGCAGUGCAGGAACUGUGGCCCCAGUGCUUCCCAGAGUGCCGCGCCAACACUUGCGCGCCCUUCUCCAGACUCCGCUGGCCUUUCCAGAUUUGCAGCACCACCUGCAGAGACAGAGGUGACAGCGGCAGAAUAAUGGCCUCUGCUCUGGGUCCCAGAAGGAUGGCUGCUGUCUGCGCAUGGGCAGGCUGGUGUCUUAGGAAAAACCCCUGUGGAGUCGGCCUGCACGCACCCAGGACUUCCUCAAUAGCAAGUGUUGAGUUGAGUCCUUGCGCCCCAAAGGGGGACUAGGGAGCGGCUAGGGAUGUCGGCUUCAAAGUGCCCUCAUUUUCCAUGGGAAGAACCUCUUGGGGGCAGGUUGUGCUGUGCAAAGUGCCCUGGUUUGGGGGGCAGGCAGGAACCUCCCUUCUCUGCAGAGUAACUGGGAGGAGUCCCCCCCCCACUACAUGGGACUUCUCAUUUAUUUUCUUUCUUUUUAUGUAUAAAUGAUUUCUUAAUAAAGCAAAGACAAAGAGCACAAAGAGAUGCGGUUACAGCAGACGGAAAGCCGCCUUAGGUUGGACGUGAUCCUUGAGCUUGUUUUCCCAAACUGUUCCUCCCCCCCAUACCCAUUCGCCCCCCCCCAUGAACCUGUUAGGCUGGUUUGCACACUUUCUUUUGUAAUAAGUUAGCUAAAUCAUAAUUACUCAGGACCUAGUUUUCUCAACGCAUUUGGAUAUAGCAGGAGAUGUGCUCCACAACCGGAAUUUUUAGCUGUUGUAAUCUUAGCAGCAGUUAGAAGGUUGGAUUGAUCAUUUUCUGGAAUCACAUCUUUUGGAUGUUAUAUUUUAGAAGCCCCAAGGCUUCUAAGACAAGGCAAAGCGUGUGGCUUGCGGAUAAACUUGUGCCCCAGUACCUCUCUCUUUGGAAACAUACUACUGAUUGGAGCCUCCAAUUGUUUGGUGGUUUAUUCCAUUUGCCCCCCACUCUUCCUCAGGGAGCUCAAGGUGGUGUAUAGAGGUCUCCUCCUCCCCAUUUUCUCCUCACAAUGACCCUGCGAGGGAGGUCUGGCUGAGAGGCAGGGACUGGACUCAAGGUCACCCCCGGCCUGCCCAAGGGGGGAUUCGAACCCUGGUCUCUGCCAGUCUGACCUGCUAACACUGUGCCUCACUGCUUACAGAGAAGUGUUGCCUGGCGGAUCUCUCAGCUGCCACACCUGCAGGAAAAGAAGAAGCCAUGUGGUGGAGGGAGAGCCAGGAUCCGGAUCGAGUGGGUGGGUGGGGGUUGCAGAGACCCAGAAUGCUGCUAGCUGGCCACUAUUUGGUUCCGGCUGCAGACGCUGACCCCCAGGAUUAGAAACUCACAUAUGUAAGCUAAUCGCCAAAUGGUACCUUAAACCUCAGUUGUGGAGACCACAAUGGAAAGUCUAGGCAUCAUUUUUUCAUCUGUGAAUCCCACCCCCCAAUUUCUGUACCAUUUUAUAUUUUAAAGAAAAAAUCUCAAAAUGCUUUACAACACAUUGAAACAUCAAAUAAAACCACCCAGAACAAAAUAAAACCAAAAACGCAAGCUUCAAGGAGAAUAUUUCAGAUCCUUCUCUAAGUGACAUUUUGCUUUCCCCAUAUUUAUUUGGCGAUUUCAUUUAUAGAGCUGCCUCACGGCAGAAAGACUCCAGGAAGGCAGUGUGGGGCAGUGGUGAGGGUGUUGGAUGAGGACCUGGGAGAUCGGGUUCGAAUCCCCACUCAGUCCUGAAGCUCACUGGGUGACCUUGGAGUCAGUCGCAACCUCUUAGCCUACCUCACAGGAUUGUUGCAGGGGUUAACUCAGGAGGGUCAUGAACCAUGUACUCCUUGGGAGAUAAAUGCAGUAAAAAAACUCUUCUGCUCACCUGAUUAAGAAAGCUGGAGGUGGCUGGGGAAUUUUGAGCACUGCUGACCCGGCUUCUUCCUCCUGGCAGACUCUGCAUCCACCAAAGAUGCAGCCGCCUGUGACCUUGAGGAGGAGGAAGAGGACGAGCAGGAACAAGGGGAGGCCGACUGGGCAAUGGAGGAAGACAUGUACAUUGGGGAGCCCCCUGGCAAGAGAGAGGCAGCCGUCGCUGACCCCCCUGCGCAGGACAAACCGGGCAAAGGAGCCGCCUCCUCCACCAUCAGCAGCCCAGGUACCACUUGGGGGUCUCCUUGGAGCCUUGGCUGCAUGUAAGGGGCAAAAGGGAAAAGCCAUUCCUCAGAUCAGAGCCGCCCACACUUUGGGGGCCCCACACACCCCCGUCCCAUAAACUCAUCCCAGUGCCCCCCCCCGCCCUAUUAAAUGCAUUAUUCAGAACAGGGCUUUACACGAAGGAAAAUUACAACAAUGAAUUUCACAACAGGAACAAUUAAUUGCUCGUUAGUGAUGUUAUUCAUUUCAUUUUUAUAUAUCUGUAAGCCACACUGAGUCCCUGUCAGGGGAAAAGGCAGGGUCUUUAUAAAUGUAUAAUAAAUAUAAAACAAUAAAGUCGCACCUUGGAAAUUGAACGGAAUCUGUUCCGGCAGUCCGUUCAACUUCCAAAACAUUCGGAAACCAAAGCGCGGCUGCAGAAGCCCCGUUGGACGUCCAGCUUCCAAAAAUAGUUCCCAAACCAGAACAGACACUUCCAGGUUUGUGGCAUUCAGGAGCCAAAACGUUCAAGAACUGAGCUGUUAGAAAACCAAGGCACGGCUGUACAAGCACAUUUUAUUUGUAACAAAAAACCUUCAAAACGGUUUUCAACCGUUUUCAUUUAAUGUAUUAAAAUGUUCCGAAAUAAAACAUCAGAUAUAAAAUAUACAUUCUGAGGGUUUGGGGUUUUUUUACAAUAAAGCGCUGUAUAAUUUUUAUGAAAUAAAUAAAUGAAUGAAAUGGAAGCGUCUUGGAGCAAUGCUGGACCCAAGCGCACGCCUGCUUCCCUGCCUGAGCCCCUCACUGGGCAGCACUGGCUCCACUGCAGAGCCGCAUCCUGCCUGAUCCGCCGUUGUCAGAACUCGAUCUUGUACACUUUGGAACUCCCUGCCUGUUGACUUCCAGCAAGCGCUUUCGCUGCGCUCCUUUCGGCACCUGCUAAAAAACAUCCCUCUUUUAGAGAAGCCUGCCCAGAUGUUCAGGAAGCCAGUGGGAGUUUUAAUCUGCUUUGCGUCUGUUGUUUUAGCUUUUCCAGUGUCUCUGAUGGUUGUUAUGAGUUCCUCUUACUGGUAAAGUAUUGUUUUAUCUCUUUUUUUGGUCCAACACUUUGAGCUUCUUCCUUUCUAACUAUGAAAAGGACUCAUCAGAGCAGCCCUCUCUCUCCACUUGGGGUUCCUAUACAUCCGGAAUUUCCUGGACAAAUCCAGAAUACUGCAGUCACAAGCUGUGUCUGGGCAAAAAUCAGCGAAAUGUCCGGGGAAAUUCAAUGUUGGCAAUGUUGGUUUUGCACACAAAAAGCUCAACAACUGUUUUGCUCAACCCUAUCUCCGCUUGCUCUCUAGGCUGCAAAGGCCCCCCCUGGAUGUCCCCCCGCCCUCCAGAGCCGCCUGGCGCCUGGCGGGGCCUCUGCACCUGGGAGUGCUGGCACCAACGAGUCCUGGAGCUCCUGGAGCAGGAGCAGGUGGCCCAGAGCCCCCCGCGAGCCGCUCAGGUGAGCAGAGGGAGUGGGCAGUGGGGUCCUAGGCAGGAGGGAGGGGGAAUAAGCAAGAGAUACCCCUUGCCAAGAGAUGUCCCUUGUAUGGAAGGGAGAGCUGGACCAUCAAGAAGGCUGAUCACCGAAGAAUGGAUGCUUUUGAAUUCUGGUGCUGGAGGAGACUUGAGAGUCCCAUGGACUGCAAGAAGAUCCAACCUCUCCAUUCUGAAGGAAAUCAGCCCUGAGUGCUCACUGGAAGGACAGAUCCUGAAGCUGGGGCUCCAAGACUUUGGCCACCUCAUGAGAAGAGAAGACUCCUUGGAGAAGACCCUGAUGUUGGGAAAGAUGGAGGGCACAAGGAGAAGGGGACAAUGGAGGACGAGAUGGUGGAACAGUGUUCUCGAAGCUACAAACAUGAGGGAGGCAGUGGAAGACAGGAGGGACUGGCGUGCUCUGGUCAUGAAGAGUUGGACACAACUGAAGGAUAAACAACAACAACAACAACAGUCCCUUGCCAGUUGCUGGAAGCCACUGGAGGGGAGAAGGAGGCUCUUGUGGGUUUCCCGUGAUGGGCCCCGGUCGGCCCCUGUGAGAACAGGAUGCUGAACUAGACCUGCCGCUGGCCUGACUCAGCAGGGCUCUUCCUCUCUUCUUAGGGAGCCUCCAGGUCCAGAGGCAGUCUAUCUGGACUCCUAGGUUCUUUGGGGAGUUUUUCCUGCUGAGAACAGGAGGCUGGCUAGAGGGGCUCCCUUUGGCCUGACCCUGCAGCCCCGUCUCUUGCUCUUACGUCCAGGGCAGGGCAGAGCGGGAGGCACUGCUGGGGACGCAGGGAGCAGGAUUGGGGCUGCUGGCCUCUCCCACGGCCGGCACCUGGGCAGGUGGAACUUCUUUGUGACUUUUUCUUUUUGUCAUGGCGCCCUCCCCUGUUGGCGUGGGGUCUUUGCAGGAGAGCUGCCUUGGCUGUCCUGCCGCUGCGCUUCCUCCCCUGGGGGGGGGGACCCCUCUCUCAGUGCGCUCUGCCUCGCUCUGGAUGUUUGGGGACGCUCAGCCCAAGCUCUGAGCUGCCACGUUCUCCCCCCUCCUCUGGAAGAGGCUGGUUUUCAGGGGGUGGGCAAAGGGUGCUGGCUCCCUUGACACCGAGCAGGAUGCGACCUGCUUUCCUUCCAGGUGACGUUUGAGGACGUGGCUGUCUACUUCUCGCCUGAAGAGUGGGCGCAGCUGACGGCCUGGCAGAAGGCCCUCUACUGGGACGUGAUGAAGGAGAACCACAACCUGGUGGCCUCGCUGGGUGAGGGUCCCCCUUGGAUAGCCUCCGGGGGGGGAGGGUCGCAGCCGCUGGCCCCAGGACACCCCGGAAGGUGGGGUGGGGUGGGGGUGAUGGCGGACCCUUCAAGUCCGCUGGAUCCCUCAAAGUUCUGGCUUUGCCCCACCAUCACCACCUGAAGGCUCUGUGUCCUCCCUCUCCCUUCCAGCCUCCCCCUCAGGCCUCUCCUGGCUAAGCCUGGCCUGCCUUGGGCAGCGUCUCUGAGGGCUGCUACGCGACGUAAAGGGGGCUGAGGCACAUGGCCUCCCCAGCCGUGACCAUUAGGUGGAGCCUCCAUGUCCUACGGCAGUCUUCCUGGAAGUGCCAGGUGCUGGGAGAUGCGAGGAGGGCUGUUGCCUUCACGCUUUGCUGGCUGGGCCCUGCUCUCCGAGACCCAGGGGGCUGGGCUGGAUGGGGCCCUGCUCUGAUCCAGCCACCAAGCUCCUCUUCCUCCUCUUUGGCAAGAGUCCCCUCUCAGGGUGGCGGCCGACCUCCACUGCGGGGGGCUGGACUAGAUGUCCUUUGGCGAUCCCUUCCGACUCUGCUUCUACGUCCAAACUCUUUCUCCGUGGCCAGGAAGGCCUGAGGCAGAUCUCCUCUGACCAUUGCCAGGGGAGACCAGUUAGGGGCCCUCCCCCUGCUUUCUUGCUCCUCCAGACAUGCCACAUCCGCCCCACAUCUGCCCCCUUCAGGCCCUUGGCUCCCCCUUGUGGCGCCCAAGUCUUUCCCGCAGGUGGUGACUUUUCCACUUUCUCUCCUCGCAUGUAGCCCCUGCCCGUGACCCCGAGCCAGAGGUCUUGGGCCGGAUGGAGCGAGGGGAGGCCCCUCCUUCUGAGGCCCCCAUGGAGAAAAAGCCGGAAGAGGCUCCCCGAGUGCCCAGCCCAGGUGAGUGAGGCCCUUGAGGGGUGAAGGUCCUGACUGAGUCCUGCCUUUAAGGGGGUUGGGCCGGAUGACCCUUGGGGGUCCCUUCAAACUCUGCAACUUUGUGAGCAGCAAAUGUGGCCACUGCUGAACCCGAUGCUUCUCAGUUGGCGUCAGUUGGCGACCUGAAAGGGACAGAUCCUGGUGCGCAUGUGGGUUGGGCUGCUCUGGGCUGGCUAUGGAGAGCAGCGAGUGCGAAUCAUUUUCUGGAGCUCCUGUCUCCCUGUGCAUCCGCAGGAGAAGCCCAUUGACAGGCAGGCAAGUCAGGGGGUGGCAUGGAGUCUGGAGGGGGGUCUUACCCCCAGGGUUACACCACCUCUGAGGCAUGGCUUUUUUCUUUUUUUUAAGCAUUUUUAUUAAGUUUCCCAUUUUAACAAUCCAAUCAAAUCACAUUAAAUGUUUCAAAUUAUACAAAUACAUAUCAAAUAGUCCAAAUAUUCUGCCUAAAUUAUAAUUUUUUUGUUGGGACUUCCCAUGCUUCAAGUUUGGGGUGGCUUCUUAUCCAAGACCAGCAGGGAGCAGAGAAAGCUGCUUUACGUUGGGCUGUGGAGCUCAGGAUUGCCUACACUGGCUGGCAGCAAUCCCUGGCAGCGUUUUGCCGUCGUGCCCAUCCUGCUGUGGCCAUCAGUGACGUCUGGCUGAGCUUCGGAGUUUCCUCCUCCUUGCCGUUGUCAGCCUUUCCCAGCAUUUAUGGCGUAGAAACCUCCUUGCAAAUUCUGGGUGAACAGUUUAUUGCCUCAGGACAGCUCAAACCCAUGAAGGGCAUCGAGUUAAGACGUGCUGAUGCAUCCAGAGCUGCUCUCCGAGGAAGAGAUCCAGACACACAGCAGGAUCCGGCCCGAUAUGCCAUACUCCACACGCAGUGCUGACGGCCGCCUUGGCUUUAGACCCACCAAUGCACAAACACACAUUCUUGGCAGAAAGGGAGGGAGGACGGAUCGUGCCAGAGCCUGUGGCCUUGAGCUGCUUCAGACAGUCGCCACCCCCCCCCCCCAGCCAGCAUCCUGAAUACAAACCAGAUGUCUGGAGGUGGUUGGAGGAUGGAUGAUGGCUAACAGAUUGAGGUUGAAGUCUGACAAGACAGAAGUACUGUUUUUGGGGGACAGGGGGCGGGCAGGUCCUGAAUGGGGUAACUGUGCCUCUGAAGGACCAGGUGCGCAGCCUGGGAGUCAUUCUGGACUCACAGCUGUCCAUGGAGGCACAGGUCAAAUCUGUGUUUAGGGCAGCUGUCCACCAGCUCCACCUGGUAGGCAGGAUGAGACCCUCCUUGCCCACAGACUGUCUUGCCAGAGUGGUGGAUGCUCUGGUUAUCUCCCGCUUCGACUACUGCCAUGCUCUCUAUGUGGGGCUAUCUUUGAAGGUGACUCGGAAACUGCAAUUAAUCCAGAAUGCGGCAGCUAGACUGGUGACUGGGACUGGCUGCCGUGACCAUGUAACAUCGAUCCUGAGAGAUCUUCAUUGGCUCCCAGUAUGUUUCCAAGCACAAUUCAAAGUGUUGGUGCUGACCCUGAAAGUUCUAAACUGCCUUGGCCCGGUAUACCUGAAGGAGCGUCUCCACCUCCAUCGUUCUGCCCAGGCACUGAGGUCCAGCUCCAAGGGCCUUCUGGCGGUUCCCUCACUGUGAGAAGCCAAGUUACAGGGAACCAGGCAGAGGGCCUUCUCAGUAGUUGCACCCGCCCUGUGGAACUCCCUCCCGUUAGAUGUCAAAGAGAAAAACAACUACCAGAUUUUUAGAAGACAUCUGAAGGCAGCCCUGUUUAGGGAAGCUUUUAAUGUUUAACAGGUUAUUGUAUUUUAGUGUUUUGUUGGAAGCUGCCCAGAGUGGCUGGGGAAACCCAGCCAGAUGGGCGGGGUAUAAAUUAUUAUUAUUAUUAUUAUUAUUAUUAUUAUUAUUAUUAUUAUUUUGGAGAAGAGCAACUCAAGCCCCAGACCCAGACCCAGCAGCCAGGGCCAUUUUGCACAUACACCCAAAUUGCACCAGCAACGCCUCUCCAGGGUUUCUGGCUUCGGGGGGGGUGGGGGGGGUCCCUCAGCCUUUUCUGGAGACGCCUCCAGGGGUUUAACAGGACCUUUUACGUACAGAGCAAGUGCUCCGUCAGGAAGUUAGGGCUUCCCUCCAAGCACAGUGGCCUGUCCUGUGUGCCUUGGGGGUGACUCUCUCCUGCUUCUCUUACACGCCCCCCCCCCCUCAAGGUGGCUCUGGCUGGCAGCGGCAGGACUUGCCCCCAGCCCCCUGCAGUGGCAAAGGCAGUCCCUCCCGUCGGAGACCUUGGGGUUCACUCAUCCAGCAUUCAAUUUAGACACAGCUUGAUUGUAAGCAAGCAAGCAAGCAAACUUCAAAGCAGUUUACAAAAAAGAUAAGCCCAUAAAAUGACUGUGAAGAAAAAUUAACAAUAAUUUAAGACGUUUGAAAAGGGAAAAUAACACUAGACUAAAAGCAGAAUUAAAACUCACGCCAGCAUUCUAAGCACCUGGUUGGCUUGUCUAAACAGGAAUGUUUUAGCAGGUUUUGAAAGGGGAAAAGGCAAGCAGCUUCCCAGUGUCAAUUGGCAGGGAGUUCCAAAGGGCAGCUGCUGCUUCACUAAAUAAUCAAGUUCUGACAGAGGCGGAACAGGUCUUCGGUGGCACCUGGAACUGUGCCAGUUCCUCUGAUCCAAGUGGCACCUGUGGGGUCAGGCGAUCUCCUAGGGAGACGGGUCCCAAGUUGUUAAGGGACACUAAUAGUAGCUCCAGGAAUCCUCUUUUCAUCCCUAGUCCUUAAAAACAGGCAGGUGCAAUUUGACUCUACCUUCUAAGGUUUCCUUGAGCUACUGACAUUUUCCUUCCCUCUCCCUCUCUCUUCUGGGUGCAGCUUCUGGGGCUAAGCAGCAGCUGGAGGUCAGGAGAGGACCAGGCGCGGAGCAUCCCUGCAGCAAGACUCAGCCCGAAAAAGCCAAGACGGACGCUCUGGGUGAGUGGCGCCAGAAGGCUUCCAAGGCAGCAUGCAAUGGUGGUGCCAGGAGGCCUGUUGCAGCUCUGGGGCCCCACUGGGACUGUGCUGGGACUUGGUGGCCCCCCGUGGGAAGGCCCUGCCUUGCAGGAAGAAGGUCCCGGCUUCAAGUCCCGCUGGCCUCUCCAGGAAGGGCUGGGAGAGAGGCCCUGCUGAAACCCUGGAGAGCCAUUGCUGCCGGUCAGUGCAGGCCAUCCUGGCUAGAUGAGCCAAGCAUCUGACUCGGUACAAGGCGUGCCGCUGGAUGGUAUGGGGCAUGUGCCCCCUCUCUACCCUGGGGGUGUCUCCCUGCCCUCCUGGGAGGGGGUGGCGCUGGGUGAAUCAGGCUGGCCAGAAAGGGAACCUGAGGGUGGGGGAAGGGGCACAGGAGCACAAGGGGGAGCUCUCUGCCAAUGGGGGGGGGCUACUUGGGUUGCAGGUGAGUUUCUCCAGGGACACAGAGAGCCUCUGCCUCCCUCCAGAGCAAGGCUGCUUGUGCCCCUUCGUGACUUGAAACGGGGUGGUCCGAAAUGGGCAGAGUAGAUUUUCACAGAGGUUGCGGUCACUGGGCGACCUGCAAAAGCCAUCACUUAUAGAGGAAGGUUGCCUUGGUGACCUUUUAUUUCUUCCUCCAGCCCCCCCCCCCCGUCUGUUUUUUGCUGGAGAACCUUGAGCUUGGGGUCCACCCUCUUUCCUAGCCCUGGCUAAUAGACGUCGUGCCAUGUCACUAUUCAUUUGUUGGCCUAAAACGACACCCUGGGGCAAAGCAGACAAUGCAAACACAACUACAACCAUACUGAUGCAAACACAACAGAAAUCAUGAUAAAUCUUGUUUCAAAAGUAUUAAAAUACAUCUGUUUUCCUUACCCAAAGGCCACAGAUCAUUCAGCUCCUGUCUUGAAGGGUCCCGGGCAGGUGGGCGCAAGGCGGGGGCAUGGCUGGCACUCCUGUCUCUCACCUGUAUUGACCUUCCCUUUCUCCUCUGUCCUCCUUCUCCAGCUGACGCCAAGCCCCACAUCAAGCGUGAGGAGCAGCGGGGGGACCCCCAGGGGCCGGCCACCCACCACUGCAAGGACUGCGGCCGCACUUUCCCCCAGCGGGACGCCCUGAUUUCCCACGUCCUGCGCACCCACUUUGGCGAGCGAGCGCUGCCCUGCCCGCAGUGCGGAAAGUUCUUUGGCAGCGACAGCAGCCUGGCCGCCCACCAGAGCACCCACUGCCUGGAGCGGGUCUUCACCUGCAUCGACUGCAAGAGCAACUUUGUCUAUGAGGAGCAGGAGGCGGCCCGGAUCCAUGCCCAGCUGGCCCUGGGGAAGCUUUUCAAGUGCUUUGGCUGCAGCUGCAAGAUCGCCGCCCUCCUGGCCAGAGACCAGAAGCCAGAUGCGCAGGAGGGCUGCCCCCCCUUCGGGCAGCUGGAUGCCACCUUCUACAGGUGAGGAGUCUGGGACUGGCGGGAAGGGAUUCUCCAUAGUCACGGAGUCAGGGAUCACCUCCGGGCGUCUCUGGCCUGAGAAAUUCAUCUUUUGGGUUUUUAAAAUAAAAAGCUCCUGCACGUGGAGGUUGGUUAUUCUCUUCCCUGCCCUCCAUCCAAGGGCCAAAACUAACAAGAUGGAAUUUCAAAAGCGACAAAUGUCAGGUUCUGCAAUUAGGCAGGAAGAACCAGAUGUGCAAAUAUAGGAUGGAGGACACCUAACUUACUAGCAGUACAUGUGAAAAGGAUCUAGGGGUCUUGGUGGACCACAAGCUGAACGUGAGUCCACCAUGUGAUGCAGCAGCAAAAAAAACCCUAAUGCUAUUCUGGGCUGCAUCCACAGAGGUCUAGUGUCCAGAUCAAGGGAAGUCAUAGUCCGACUCUCUUCUGCCUUGGUCAGACAAACACCUGGAAUACCGUGUCCAGUUCUGGGCGCCACAAUUUAAAAAGGAUGUUGACAAUCUGGAAUGUGGGCAGAGGAGGGCAGCCAAGAUGAUCAAGGGUCUGGAAACUAAGCCUUAUGAGGAGCAGUUGAAGGAGCUGGGGAGGUUUAGCCUGGAAAAGAGGAGAUUGAGAGGAGAUCUAGAAUCUUAGAGCUGGAAGGGACCCAAGGGUUAUCUAGCCCCCUGGGGAGAGCCAUAUUCAAAUAUCUCCAUGGCUGUCACAGGGAAGAAGGCGCUAGCUUGUUUUCUCCUGCUCUGGAGGGCAGGAUCCAAAGCAAUGGAUUCAAGUUACAAGAAAGGAUAUUCUGACUAAAUAUCAGGAAUAAGCUCUCGGACGGUAAGAUCUGUGCCACAGUGGAAGGGUCUCCCUUAUGAGAUGGUGGCCUCUCCUUCCUUGGAGGUCUUUCAACAGAGGUUGCUUGAGCUGAGAUUCCCGCAUUGCCGGGGGUUGGCCUGGAUGACCCUGGGGGUCCCUUCCAGCCCCUUCAUUUUGCCUCACUGCCCCCUCUCCUUUUCAUCCCUCAGCCGCCAGCGCGCGAUGGAGCAGGUCCGCCAGCGGGCCGCCCACUGGACCACCUCGGAGACCAAGGCCUUUGUGGAGCUGUGGGGGGACGACCGCGUCCAGACGGCGCUCUUUGACAACUAUCGCAACGAGGUGCAGUACAAGCGGCUGUCGGACAAGAUGCGGAAGAUGGGCUUCCACCGCAACCUGGAGCAGUGCCGCCAGCGGGCCAAGGACCUGCGCAGGGGGUUCAAGGAGAUCCAGGAUGGGAACCUGCACUCCAACCGGGCGCGCCAGACCAUGCCCUUCUUUGCCCUCCUGGACCGCUUCCUGCUGAUGAGCCGGGGGCUGGUGGUGCCCAAGGUGUGCGUCAACAGGACCAAGCAGAGAGGGCGCAAGGGCAGGGGGCGCAGGGAGGAGCCCCAGGGGGGAGAAGCCCCCUUCCUGCUUGCCCUGCCCGCCCAGCACCCCAAUUUGCGGGACCGGAUGCUGCAGGAGCAGGAUCCGUACCUCCACGCCCUGGCGCUCCCCGACUUCCACCUGCAGAGCCGCUUCACAAGCCAGUAUCGCCAGGGGGCCGGUCUCCCUGACUACCAGCUGCCGACCCCCGACCAGGACCCCCCGGCCAACGCUGUGGGGCUGCCCGGCUGCCCGCUGGAGGGGCAAGACGAGGACUCGCCCACCCUGCGGCUGGCAGACUUCUCUCUGCGGCCGCAGGACCCAGACGCCUCCCUCGCUGUGGAGUCCUGCCGGGCAGCCGCUCGCAGCCAGAGCCGGGACCUGGUGCUGAGCCCCAUCAAUGGGCUUUCCGCUACCAGCAGCCUCUGGUCAGAGAUCGCCAGCAUGACUCCUACGGAGAACCCCGCUGGCGUAGCAGCCCCAGGAAGCGCCCAGAGUGAGUAUUUGCUUAUUGGUUUAUUUAUUUCUUCACAGUAUUUACAGCUUGCCCUUCAUUGAGCGUUGUCCAUCCCAGAGCAAAGUAGUAAAACUAAACAGGACCAGUAAACACCUGGGAAACUUCUAUCAUACGCUAAACCAACAAAAUUAGAGUAGAGGAAAAAAUCAUUAUAUUAAGAUCCACAAUUGGGGGGGGGGAGUCAAAGGGGAUUAUAUGUUUAUGUUUUUAUUUCACUUCUUAACCUGAAGACCACUUUAGCUAAUGGGGCCUCCCGCCGCUGCACGAUUUCUGUUCUCAUCCUGAAGCAAAGUUCUUAACCCAAGGUACUGUUUCUGGGCUAGCGGAGUCUGUAACCUGAAGCGUCGGUAACGCGAGGUACCACUGUAUUUAGAAAGCAGCUCAUGCCUCUCUUUUUCUUCUUCCUUCCGCCCCGUCAGCCUGGCACCCUGGGAAGGCCCCCAGCUCCUCUGCCAAGCGGAUGCGUGACCUCCGCUUGCGCCGCAGGAGGCAGCGGGCCGCCAUGGCACGGGUGCUGCUGGGGGCCAGCUACCGCCCCAACGACCGGACGGUGUGGAGCAAGACGCAGAAGACGGACUGGUGGGACAACCUGGUGGCCGGGCCGGCCGAUGAGGGCGAGUGGGUGCGCUACUUCCGCAUGUCGCGGGAGGCGGUGCUGGAGCUGGUGGAGAGGCUGCGGCCGGUGCUGCAGCGCGAGGACACCAACAUGCGGGCCGCCAUCCCCGUCGACAAGCGCGUGGCCCUCACGCUCUGGAAGCUGGCCACCUCGGACAGCUACCGCUCGGUGGCCAACCAGUUUGGCGUGGGCGUGUCGACCGCCUCGGUCAUCGUCAUGGAGGUGUGCGAGGCCAUCCACGACGUCCUGCUGCAGCAGGUGGUCCGCCUGGGGGACGCCCAGGCCGUCAUGGAGGGCUUUGAGCAGCUGGGCUUCCCCAACUGCAUUGGCGCCGUGGACGAGACCCACAUCCCCAUCCUGUGCUCGCCCCACGGCGCCUCGGCCUACAUCAACGGCAAGGGGCUGGUCUCCAUGGUGCUGCAGGCCCUGGUCGACAGCGCAGGGCGCUUCAUGGACGUCUACGCCGGCUGGUCGGGCGGCCUGCAGGACUCGGGCCUGCCGUGGGGCUCCCCGCUCUUCGAGCGCAUGGAGAAGGGCACCUUUGGCCCCCAGACCACCACGGAGAUCGAGGGGGUGGCCGUGGGCCCCGUCCUGCUGGGGGGUCCUGCCUGCCCCCUGCGGCCGUGGCUGAUGAAGCCCUACCCAGAGGCCCCGGAGGGCCCCCGCCAGCGCUUCAACCUCUUGCUGGGCAAGUGCCGCAUGGCCGUCAGCUACGCCUUUGAGCGGCUCAAGGGCCGCUGGCGCUGCCUCCUCAAGCGCCUGGACGUGGCCGAGAAGAACGUCCCACUGGUCAUCGUCGCCUGCUGCAUCCUGCACAACAUCUGCGAGAGCCGCAACGAGGCCAUGCAGGAGGGUUGGGAGGAAGGCAUGGACUACGCCGACCUGCCCUCGGCUGAGGGCCAUGCGGACGCCUUCUCGGACGCGGAAGAAGGGGCCGGGGAGGCGCACGGCGUCCGCGAGGCCUACUGCACAUUCUUCGAGAAGAGGCGGCAGGCAGAGGAGCUCUGAGGGGCGCUGUGCGUUGUGUGUGUUGUGCGAGGACACCCCCUUCCCCACCCCACCCUGUGGGUGCUGCCAAGAAGUGGGGACAGGAACUCAGGCUAACUCAGGUUGCAAUUCUCUUCCAUGACUUCCCAGGGGGACAGCGUCCAGGGGUCCCCCUCGGGGAAGUCCCCCUGCUUACCGGUUGCACUGUUUUGACCUUUUAUAAACCUUUUAGAAAAAUUGGCUUAAUAGCAAGUUUUCACCCUGGACCUCAAUAAAUCCUUGUUCUUCUUGAAAGGACUUUGGUGGGCGUGUCUUAAAUGUGAAAUUUCUCAGGUUUCCCCAGUCAUGAAUGAGGCUGGCAGGAUCGGGGGGGGGGCAGGGGGCCCCCAGUUCCCUUUGCAAAACAGGGCUUGGUGCAGGAUGUGAAUGAGCACAAGAAACACAAGGGCUGGGGGGGGGGGCGCAGUGAAGGGACAAGUACAGUAGGGUGUGCUGAUUUUUACAACAAAGUUGUAAUGACUUGGAAAUUCAAAAGAUUUCUUGGUUAAAUUAAUAUAACUUAGUUUUGCUUGGUAAGUAAACUAUGUGUAAGAUGGCAUGGACAUCAUUAAAAAUGACUGCAGUUAUAUUUUAUAUUAAUAUUUUUACUUUUAUUUAUUAAUCCUAUUCAUUUUUAGCAUUACCUGACAGUUUCAAAAGGUAAAAUUAAAAUUCUUUGAUUUUC
Messenger RNA from Podarcis lilfordi (Lilford's wall lizard), 27114 nucleotides. The record is from the annotation of a GenBank genome assembly. Lineage: Eukaryota; Metazoa; Chordata; Lepidosauria; Squamata; Lacertidae.